This is a messenger RNA of Zea mays, 354 nucleotides long. The record is from the annotation of a RefSeq genome assembly. NCBI's taxonomy places the organism in Eukaryota, Viridiplantae, Streptophyta, Magnoliopsida, Poales, Poaceae.
AUGUCAGUUCAUGCAACACCCACGAGAUUUGCACUGGCAAGCAUUAAAGCGUAUUUUUCGGGAUUUAAAGGGUACAUUAUGGCCUCCAACUUUAUUAUGGACCCUUUGAUUCAAUCCUUUUUUCUCCUCGAAAGCUUGCUUCUUUUAUCUGCCGAAAUUCUUCAUUACGUCAAUAGCAGCCGGAUCUUUAUGCGAAUCAUUCUUUUCUUACUAAGCCCAUCCGAGUUAAGACGUCAGGAAAGGACUGGCAAGAAAGCCAUUGGCUGGGUCUCAAAAAUGAAAGCAUAUACUGAUGGCAGUAUUUAUAGGUACAAGGCCCGCCUCGUCGCCAAAGGGUAUACUCAGAUUGGGUGA